AUGGAAGCUUCAUCCGGCAAACAGUCAAUCUCUGAGUCCUCCAGCAUCUCCGCUGCCUGUCAGGAGAAUUCCGGGCGGGAAAAAGUCGGAGCUGGUGCCGCCACGGUGGUGAAACCCGCCUCCUUGAAAGAAAAAGAAGUUGUUUUCAUUGAUCUAUCUAGGGAUAACGAUCGUGAUGAUGAUCGGCCAAGUAAGGUCAAACCCAGUUCGGAUUUCAAUCUUUUCAGCAAGGAAAAGAUGUUGUCUCUUGGUGGGUCAAGUGGUGGAUCUGAGAUAGAACUCAAGCUUUCCACCAUUAACGCUUAUAACCAAGCUUUGAUUAACCCUUUCAGUGCUCCUACUUCUCUUGUUCAGACAAACCCUAGAUCAGCAGCUAAGCAGAAAUCUAGGGUUUUCUCCUGCAGCUACUGCAAGAAAGAUUUUUCAACCUCCCAAGCCCUAGGAGGGCACCAAAACGCACACAAACAGGAGAGAGCCCUCGCAAAACGACGGAAGGAAACCGGUUUCGGACACUCCCCCUUCCCCUUCUACAGUCCUUUUCCAAACUCCCAGAUGCCUUUCUAUAGCUCUUACAAUAGACCUUCAUAUGUUAGCCCUAUUGGCCUGAACUCCUCCAUCCAAAAACCUUCCUAUCCAUGGACUCCUUCUGGUUUCUCUUACUGCGUGGGCCACGGUGGUGUCUCUAUUACCAGUACUACUUCCCAGUUUCCUACUCCAAACAAUCAGCCUACUCGAAAGGAACCCUAUCCGACCUCGUCUGAGAAAAAGAUCGGAGAUGGUCUCUCUAUUUCGACUCCUACCCCCAAAGAACGACCUACUGUUACUCUCAACUUUCUCCAGCCUCUGCCAGAGAAGAAGACGAGAAAAGAUGACGACGAGAAUGAUAACUCGGGGCUCGAUUUGUCUCUCAAGCUUUAG
Messenger RNA from Carica papaya (papaya), 918 nucleotides. RefSeq names its product C2H2 and C2HC zinc fingers superfamily protein. Lineage: Eukaryota; Viridiplantae; Streptophyta; Magnoliopsida; Brassicales; Caricaceae. Gene Ontology annotation, biological process: negative regulation of abscisic acid-activated signaling pathway. The record is from RefSeq and is a predicted model, not a curated record.